Danio rerio (zebrafish) is the source of this 1117-nucleotide messenger RNA. It is a transcript of the gene dkk3b, whose product is annotated as dickkopf WNT signaling pathway inhibitor 3b. Gene Ontology annotation, biological process: negative regulation of Wnt signaling pathway. Gene Ontology annotation, cellular component: extracellular region. The record is from RefSeq and is marked provisional. NCBI's taxonomy places the organism in Eukaryota, Metazoa, Chordata, Actinopteri, Cypriniformes, Danionidae.
GACCGACUCUGAGUCCAGCCAGCAGUGACUGACUCCCCGGAGCUCAACGCGAUGCUGAAAUCGAUGAUAUUGUGUCUCUGUGUGGGUUUAGCAGUGGGCAGUUCAGUUCACCGAGGCGCGCAUCUGGACAUCAGCGAUACCCUGGAGGAGCAUGUGGCUCACGGACAAACCACUUUAAACGAGAUGUUCAGAGAGGUGGAGAAACUGAUGGAGGACACACAGCACAAGCUCGAGGAGGCUGUGCAUCAGAUGGAGAACGAGACUACAAACUCACUGUUAAAUGGACGCGACUUUCCAGACAACUUUCACGAUGAAACUACGACAGAAAUUAAGUUGGGGAAUCGAACCAUUCAGCUGAUAGAGAGAAUCAACAAGAAAACGGACAAUAAAACCGGGAAGACUCAUUUUUCCAGAACUCUCAUUCAGAACACUGAACGGUGGAAUGAAGUAGAUCAUGAGUGUAUGAUUGAUGAAGACUGCGGAGAUGGAAGUUUCUGUCUGUAUGAGAUUGUCACCUCCAAAUGUGUCCCGUGCCAGACAACUAAUAUGGAGUGCACAAAGGAUGUGGAGUGUUGUGGAGAUCAGCUGUGUGUUUGGGGUGUUUGUGCUCAGAACAAAACCAAAGGACAGUCGGGAACAAUCUGCCAGAACCAGAAUGACUGCAGUCCUCAGCACUGCUGCGCCUUCCACAAGGCCCUGCUGUUCCCCGUGUGUCGGCCCAAACCGCAGGAAGGUCAGGGCUGUGAGCGUGAGGGGAAUCAGCUGAUGGAGGUGCUGCUGUGGGAGGAUGAGGGUCCGCGCGAGCACUGCCCCUGUGCUGCGGGUCUGCUCUGCCAACAGAUACAGAAAUCAUCAGUGUGUGUGGAUGAGAGACAUGCCUCCGGUGAAGGAAAUGAGGACUGAUCACAGAAUCUGCUUUUGUGUAUAAUUGCAGCACCAAAGUACCUAAACGACUUUCCUAAUUCAGCUGGAGAAGCUCUAAUUUAUAUCUUGUUGGAAUUGUGUCAUUUGUACGCCACUACUGACAUCAAAGAGUGUUUUUAAAAAGUGUAAUUUUAGAUAAAUAAUGACAAUGUGCUGAAUAUCUGGACAUUAAACCACUUCAUAAUUAAUAUGA